Ipomoea nil (Japanese morning glory) is the source of this 930-nucleotide messenger RNA. RefSeq names its product endochitinase EP3-like. The transcript is spliced from 2 exons. Gene Ontology annotation, biological process: cell wall macromolecule catabolic process; chitin catabolic process; carbohydrate metabolic process. Gene Ontology annotation, molecular function: chitin binding; chitinase activity. The coding region runs from base 59 to 877 and encodes 272 amino acids. Lineage: Eukaryota; Viridiplantae; Streptophyta; Magnoliopsida; Solanales; Convolvulaceae. The record is from RefSeq and is a predicted model, not a curated record.
UAUAAAUACUCCUAUCAGCAUCCCACAGAUUCAUCACAAACACCUUUCAAAAUUGAAAAUGGCGAAUUUUGGUUCACUUUUGCUAUGCUUGGCUCUUAUUGCACUGUCCCUGGGGUUGAUUUCAGCCCAAAACUGUGGCUGCGCUGAGGGGCUGUGUUGCAGCCAGUGGGGGUAUUGCGGCACUGGGGAUGACUACUGCGGUGAAGGGUGCAAGGAAGGGCCGUGCUACCAUCCCCCUAGCCCCCCUAGCGGCGGCGGGUCCGUCGCCGACAUUGUGUCGGAUGCGUUUUUCAACGGAAUCGCCGAUCAGGCGGAUUCCAGCUGCGAAGGGAAGGGCUUCUACACGCGAACCUCGUUUCUUGACGCCGUCAACUCCUACCCGCAGUUCGGAACGGUUGGGAGCGCCGAUGACUCUAAGCGGGAAAUUGCGGCGUUUUUCGCCCACGUUACUCAUGAAACUGGACAUAUGUGCUACAUAAAGGAGAUCGACGGCGAAUCCAGAGACUACUGCGACAAGACCAACACACAGUAUCCCUGCGCACCAGGAAAGAUGUACUACGGCCGUGGACCCAUCCAACUAUCCUGGAAUUUCAACUAUGGACCGGCCGGCCAAAGCAUCGGUUUCGACGGCUUAAACAACCCGGACGUCGUCGCCACAGACCCGAUUAUUUCCUUCAAAACUGCCCUGUGGUUUUGGAUGAACAAUUGCCAUUCUCUCAUCACCUCCGGUCAGGGUUUUGGCGCCACCAUUCGUGCCAUCAACGGCCAACUUGAGUGCGAUGGGGCUAAUCCGGACACUGUUAGGAAGAGGGUUGAGUAUUACACACAGUAUUGCCAACAACUUGGUGUCGAUCCUGGGAAUAACCUUGAAUGCUAAGAUAUAUAAAGCAAUGUAAUGGACAAUAACUAACAGAAUAAUGUUUGAUGGUA